CUGCAACUUCUGAAGAGAUCACAAAGCACCGCCUUCGAGACUGGACUAUCCAAAUGAUCGAGUUGUAACUACAUCAUUUUAUUCAAGACUGAGGGAUCCCCCCACCCCCCUUAUGCCCACGGUGGCAGCUGAUGGAAGAGAGAUCACUGUCCAAGCCCACCAUGGUGUCCAGACUGCCCAAGUUCGGUGCCCGUCCUGCUCCGGGGGUGUCCAGCCCCCUGCCCAAGGGGCCCCCUCAGCCCCCGGUCUCCACCCAGGAGGGCAAGACGCCCCCCCCAGGGAGGGCCAACGGACUCCUCCGCACCUCCUCCUUCUCUCUGAAGUGGAGGAAAGAUGGCGUGGGCGCCAGUCCUGAGGAUGGAGCGUGCCUGGAGGGGAGGGAAGACAAGCCCCAGUUCCAGCUCCCUUUGCUGGGGAAGGAGGGUAAGAAAACCUCCCCCUCGACCCCUAAGCUGCGGAGGUCUGGUUCCUCCGUGUCCUCCACCUCCAGCCCCAAGGCCAUACCCAGGCAGCAGCCGUCCAAGGCCAGCCCCAAGACAGGAGCCAGGCUGGGGCAAAGUCCCCUCAGUGGGGGCCUGAAAGCGGGCCUGAACGGCUCCUUGGGCUCCAGACGCUCGGGGUCUGGCUCGUGCCUGGCGAACUCCGGCUUGCCCCGCAGUGGCUCCAGAGACAGUCUGUCCCAGUCCAGCGACAGCCUCAAGUCGCUGGUGCUGCUGGACAACAUGGUGCGCUCGCAGAGCUUCACCCACUUCAAGCAGAUCCCCUCCCCCAGCAGCCUGCCUAUGACGCGAUCCUUCUCCUUCAACAGGGCUGUGGAGCUGGCCAAGCCCCUGGCCAACACCCAGCUCAGGACUCCCAGGACCACCCUCAUCAAGCCCCCCCAGGGCCUGGCCAACGGCCGGGUGGGGCUGGGGCUGGGAGGGAUGGGGGUGGUGGGUAGUUUGGGGAGCCUGGGGGGGCUACAGUAUGGCAGGGUGGGCUCGUCCCCCCUCCUCUCCACCCCCACCCCCCCCAGUGGCCUGAAGAAGCCCCUCCUCCCCAGCUGUGUGCUGUCCAAGCCCUCCGCCCUGGGCUGCAGACUGGCUCGCCCUGGGCAGGCCAAGCUUCAGAAGCCCCUGUUCCCCGGCAUGUUGAGGGGUGAGGUCAGGGCCGAGGCGGGGGGCGGGGGGUACCCCCCGGACGAGGCCGCCUCGCCCCCCGUCACUCCGGAUCCCCUCAGCGACAGCGAGCGGAGCGGGUCACUGAGGGACGGGCUGUCCCAGCUGUGCACGGCCGAAGGGCUGGAGGACAUGUCCCUGUCGUCCGCCUCGUCCCUGGAGCGCAACGACACCAGCGACGAGUUCCUCGACGACUUGGACAGCCUCGGCGACCCCGUUCAGGGGCAGGUGCCGGACAACAGGAGUCGUGGCAACGCCACGGAGAUUCGCCUGCGCCACUUCCUGAACGAGACCAUGGACUGGGAGGGAGUGGGCCUGACAGGGGGGCAAGAGGAGGGAGGCGAGAGGGGGUCCCGGGGGGCCCUGUCAUCCGAGGAGGGGGACCUCCCCCAGGGCUCGUCCUUAGAGCUGUCCCCCUCCAACAGCUCCGGGGGAACCUACAUGUGGGACGAGGAGGGCCUGGAGCCCCUGGGGGGCCCUGCCUCACACCCCUGUGACAGCUACGACAACGCAGACCUCAACAGCAUGGACAUCCUGAACCAGCUGGGCUCCCUGGAUCCAGGAGACCUGGAGGAGGAUGACCUCAUGCUGGACGUGGACCUGCCUGACGAUGGCUCCCUGCACACCGUCUGCCAGCCAAUCAGGCCGAGGAAGGGAGGCCCGGAGAGAGCCAAGGCCCAACCUCAGGGUUUUUCUCCAGUCUGGUCCCGUGACAGCCCACUGUUCCCCCCCUGCCGGCCCCGGGCGGUGUCUCCCGGCCUGGGCUCAGACACAGCAGACAGCAGCCUCUUCCUCCGGCUCCUGGGGAGUUCCCACACCCACACAGGACCUGGGCAGAAGGACUUAACAUUCAGCAGAAGCAUCAACAGCAGAUCAGCGGACCAGGCAGAGACUCUCUCCCCUCCUCUCUUGUCCUGCUCCAUCUCUCCACUGUGGAGUCUUCUCCGGAUUUGCUGUGUAGUUCCCGUUCUUGGUGAAGUGGGAGUUUGUGGAGUGGGCCGUGGAGGGUGGAAUGUAGCGUGUUGCUUCUGCGACGCUGAUGGGAUGGCCCACUCGGAGCGUUCUGAGCGAGGUGGGAGACAGGGUCACUGGAGGAGACGGCAGCAGCGCUGGAACGGACCGGAAUCCUUUCACCAUGACGACAGGGUUCCUGUGUUUCAGCAGUAUGAUGGACUGGCUUCCCAGGGGGCCUUGCGGCCGGGCCCUCGGGCCCUACCUCCCGUAGGGAGAGCAGACGGCCACCUGAGGGCGCUAGACCAGCUGUCUCUCCGACACAUGGCUCAGGACUGCACUUCUGUCAAGAACCAGCUGCUCAAACUCAAGACUCUGUUGCAGCUGGAGGAUGGAGCCGUGUGGCCUGAUGUUGAAGAGGACACACAAGACAACACCACCACCCUGCAGCUGGAGGAGCUGAUGAAGGAGGUGAUGGUUCUCAGGGAAGAACUCAGAAUGAAAGACAAGACCAUCGCUCAGCUCACACGUCAACAGCAGCAGCAACAGGAAGUGAGCGGACAGCAACAGGAAAGGGGACGGUGUGUCUGCCACCAGAGGGCUCCCUCGCUGCGGGGGGGCGACAGGCGGACGCACUAUGACAAGGCCACCCAGACACCAUGGAGAGGGUGUGCAGGGUGUGCUGCCUGCCCCUCUCCUCUCCUCCUGGCAGAGCCCCCUCCCGGGGGUGCCCCGAGCCAGCACGCCCCAGCGGGGCAGACAGAGAGUGGAGCACCUAGUUCAUUAUGUUCAAGACACAGCGUGCCUCCGGUUCUACAGCCUUCCAGCCCAUGCCCCAGAGAGCGGCUCCUUCAGGGAAGAUUAGCAAGAGCAGCCCCCACAGAGGUCCUCAGUGACCCCCAGCCUAGCCCCAGCAUCGAGAGGGGGACCCAGACACACACUGCCUCCCCGGGAGGCCCUCUCCCCCCAGACCCAGAUGAGCUGAGCCUUCUACUAAGCACCCAGCUACACCUCCAUGUCCAGGCAGGGUCUGGGACAUCUCAGGGGGGCUCCCAGGGCAGCAGCAGCCCAGCUCAGGGAGCUAUCUCCGGGCUUGAGAGGGAGAGGAAGGCCCCUGCUGGUUCAGUGGCUAGUUGCCCUCGCGUCCUCCAGCCUCCUCGUCUAUACAGGCGCGUGUGUGUCCCCGCCCUGCUCCGGGGGGGCUCUGCCCUCACGACAGGCCCGGCGGGGCAACGGGCCAGCCACAUGACCCAACACCUGCCCCCUCCCUCCAGGGGCCUGCCCUGCUUCAACUCUGGCCCUCAGGGUCUGGGUGUAGUCCGUCAUCCUAAGCACCGCACGAUCCCCAGGAGGGGACCCAACCCCGGGAUGGAAGAGCCAGACUUGACCCCCCCCCAGCCGGGGUCCCGCCCCCCCCCCCAACCCUCUCACUUCUUCCCAAGCCAAAGAUCCACAGCCCAGCUCAGCUCGUCCCAGCGGAUGACUCGUCUAUGACAGUGCCGUCUGUCUCCAUGGUACACACACCCCUAACAGGCUGAACUUAUGUGAGCGUCUUCAUGUGUGUUUGCAUCGACACGGUUUCUGAAUCCUGCUCAAGUCAUCGCAAUACACACACUUUUACAGGUUAUGAAUGAACUGCAUUACUGACCCCCUCCAGACAGAACAAAACACUUGUUUUUCAAUAUCCAGAUUGUCAAUAUGCCGUUAUUCAAUAUGCACAACAUCCUAAAAAGAAGCCUAUGUAUUUCUGUUUCUGUCUUAUAGUAACUAUUAGAUACAUACCCCAUGUUCCUAUGAAGGAGCAACCAGUGGUCUCACUGCAGUCAUUGUACAUGACCUCAGCAAUAUGACAUUGAUCCUCAGUGGAAGGAGCAGGAAUAGAGAAUCUGAAUAGAGAGCGGCUGUCUCUCUCUCUCUCUCUCUGUAUCUCUGUCUCUCUCUGUCUCUCUCUCUUUCUGAAACACACCAACACAUGUACAUUUACACACGCUCUGAAAAGACAUUGUUCCAUGAAAAGAACAUAACAGUCGCAGUCUCCCUCGGAUCCAUGACCUUUUCAGACAGCCGAGUGGACUCUGGGUCUGCCUGGCGUUCAGUGUAGUUUGGGAUAAAUGGAGGUCACACGCAUUGAGACAACUCUGUCCAAUGGUGUGUUCAUAUAGUCUAGGCUAGAUGCGGUGUUACUAUAUAAUAGAUCCUCCGUCCCCUCUUUUCUCCUCUUAUCUCCAGGGAUAUGGUUCAGCGUCAUUUCAGCUGGGCUGCGGACACACAGUAUGUCAUGUUGUUUGAUGUGGCUACUGUGGCUUAUAUAUCAUGCCGAGAUUUCAAUAAAAGAGUCUGAAUUGGCUGCUGUUAGGGUUUGAGGUGAUGAGAUCUCUUUCUACGUGCAUCUUUUUCUAAGUGUGUGAGAUGGACAGUGUUAGAGUAUCCCAUGGCGAUAUUUGCCAUGCCAACCAGACCAAUCAGGGGGCUCUGUUGCAUAGUCAUGGCGAGCAGAAGAAUCCAUUACUUCUAAAGGGAGCAAGAGAGACAGAGAGAGAAGGAUGGAGAUUGAGGGAUGGAGAGAGAAAGAAAAGGGGUGCUGAGAGGGAGGGAGAGAGAGAGUGGGAGAGAGACUGUGCUGAGAGACGGUGCUGAGAGACGGAGAGAGAAAUCGAGAGAAGUAAAGAUAAACUCUGUGAGUGUGUGCUAUGGUCCAGAGAAUUGCCCAAACCCCUCAGCUGUGUCACUCACCACUGCUUAGCAAUGCCAAACAGGAAAUCAAUGUUGCCCGCUCUGUGAGUCUCCAGACACAACGUGCUGCCAAUGUUUCUGUUUGUGUGUGUGUGUGUGUGGGUGUGUGUGUGCGUGCGUGCCGGUGUGUCCACUGGCAAGAGAGAACCCAUGCCAAGAAGUGAGGGCAAUGCCAUCCAUAUUCAUACUGCUGUUCUCAAUGCAAUCAUGCAAUCAGAACCGUAUCUCGAUCAUUCCAGAGGGCAGACGCCUACACAACGAAGGCCCCACAAAGGUGACCAACAAACAAACUACAAAACCGGAAUCCACGUACCCACGUCCGUUUCAUCCACGUUAAAUAACAGAGAAACAAAUAGCCAAGCUUGUAAGUAUCGCGUCUUGUUAGGCUGAACGGGUGGUUGAGACCAGCGACAGGACUGGUGUUGGUCACAUGUGGUUUGCACUUCCAAACACGUCAUCACAAUCCAGGAGGGAAGUGGGCAAAGAACACGAGAGAGUAGCAAACAUCCCCCUUUCUGUUCUGGUGGUCAGACCACAGCCUAGUGUACAUCACAGGGGUGGGGGAUUGGCUACAAACAGAAACAUCUUACAUUAUUUAUUCAAAAGGGAUGAUAUUAGCCACAAAAGGUAUGUAUUUUUCCUAACUGCUUAAUCAUCCUAUUCUCAAUUUUAAAACAAGGAUCGAGGGUUUUUUGGGUGUCUAUGACAUCACUAAGACAGGCCUGAUUGUAAUGUGGACUCGCAUGCAUCUCUUCUUCAAGUCAAAUCAGCUCCUCCUAUCAACUGUCAUCAUUGUCCUAUUGUAUACCGUGCAAUAUUCUAAAAUACCUUUAACAGAUGUCAAUAUUAAAGCAUCACUGUACUCUUAGGCUAAUAUGCAAGAUGAAAAUGUACUUUUCAUUAAAAAAAAUACUAAGCUAAUCGGAAAUGCACUUUAAAUUUUGUAGGCUGAUGGAACACUGACCUGUAGUUAGGUUUUGCUGUACAAUAUUUAUCUUGUCUCAUCUCUUGUGUGUUUUUUUUCUUUGUAUCUGUUUGUGUGUAAUGCUACGUUAUAGUCUUCCAGACAGUAGUUGGAACAGUCUCGACAGCUGUCUCAAAACUGCUAACUCUAAUUUUGAUGACGUACCUCAGGUCAAGGCAACAAGAGUAUAAUUACUUCAGGUUUAUACACACUAGCAGGUGCAUUCACUUCCUGUAUGUUGGCCAUGUUUUCUACAGCCCUGAAGUGGAUUUGACAUGGAUGUUUAAGUUAGCAUUGGAUUCAAACCUUGUGUGUCAGAUAUGUGGACUACCUUGCCAACCAAUGACAUGCAGUGACAGAGUUUGUAAAAUGGGGGACAACAGAACUGUCGAAACGUGUGUCACACAUCAGUUUGCCUUCUCAUCAAUGGAAUAAAUAAAGGUUUUGAUGG
Molecule: messenger RNA, 6256 nt
Organism: Hypomesus transpacificus
Lineage: Eukaryota; Metazoa; Chordata; Actinopteri; Osmeriformes; Osmeridae
Product: serine-rich coiled-coil domain-containing protein 2-like
Biological process (GO): microtubule bundle formation
Cellular component (GO): microtubule cytoskeleton
Molecular function (GO): microtubule binding
Source: RefSeq, a predicted model, not a curated record